Messenger RNA from Musa acuminata AAA Group (dessert banana), 1814 nucleotides. RefSeq names its product lipid phosphate phosphatase 2-like. Gene Ontology annotation, biological process: phospholipid metabolic process. Lineage: Eukaryota; Viridiplantae; Streptophyta; Magnoliopsida; Zingiberales; Musaceae. The transcript has 8 exons. The record is from RefSeq and is a predicted model, not a curated record. Gene Ontology annotation, molecular function: phosphatidate phosphatase activity. The coding region runs from base 700 to 1653 and encodes 317 amino acids.
UUUGAGCAAGAUUUGGUUGUGACAGCAGAUCAAAUAAGACUGAUUCAUCUGGACUCUGAAAAGUCAAACUUCUCAUUCCAAUAUGAAAACAAGAAGAAGGUUGGAUGAGUCAUAGUUGACUUAUUAUGCGAAUAAUAGUGAAAAGGAGGCGUUCCAAAUUCCCAUCCCCAAUGGAAGACCCGACCCGACCUUGGCUGGUCAUCUCGUUGACCUGAUCCAUGGGUCCCACAGAACAGGCGCUACGAUAGCGCGGGUUUUCGAGGACGCGUGUCGGAACUGUUCGCGCUUGCCUGGAUUCGCACGCCGGUUCACAUGCCCACACGGCGGUGACGACACCGUUCUCCCUCCAUCACUGUAGUUUAAUCCUCGUUCGUUGACCCAGGAUCGCCUCACCUCCCCGUGAUCUGACCUCCACCGCUCCCACCUUAAUAACCAAAUAAGAAAGAAAAUCUCACAGCUUAUUGCGACCAAAUCCAUCACAACGUUUAUGUCUUUAUAUAUACGUACAAAAGAACCAAAUAGAUUUGAUUUCCUUCUUUGCGGCUUGCGUAGUCUCAGGAGUAGCUCUUCCGCUGACCCAACCCACCUUCUGUUGCUCCAUUACCUGUUGUAGAGUUGCUUGUAGAGGAGGAGGAGGAGGAGGAGGUGACGGCUGGACACAUACUUUGUAUUACGGCAAGAGAUCGGUGAGAGGCAAAAAUGCCAGAUAUCCAGUUAGGAGUUCACACAUUGCGAUCCCAUGGAACCAAAGUUGCAAGAUUUCAUAUGCACGACUGGAUUAUACUCAUACUCCUCGCUAUAAUAGAUGGAUGCUUAAAUCUUAUAGAACCUUAUCAUCGGUUUGUGGGAAAAGACAUGAUGACAGAUCUGAGGUAUCCAUUGAAAAGCAACACAGUGCCAUUUUGGGCUGUUCCGUUAAUCGCCAUUCUGUUACCUUUUGCGAUUAUUAUUGGCAUAUACUUCAAAAGGAGGAAUGUGUAUGAUUUGCAUAAUGCCAUACUAGGCUUGCUUUUUUCGGUGCUUAUAACUGGAGUCAUAACUGAUGCAAUAAAGGAUGCUGUUGGCCGACCAAGGCCAGAUUUCUUCUGGCGCUGUUUUCCUGAUGGAAACGAUAUCUACAACAAUGUGACGACAGAAGUUAUAUGCCAUGGGGAAAAGGGCGUAAUCAAAGAAGGGCACAAGAGUUUUCCAAGUGGACAUUCGUCGUGGUCUUUUGCGGGUCUAGGUUUCUUAGCAUGGUAUCUAGCAGGGAAAAUCCAGGCUUUUGAUCGUAGGGGCCAUGUCGCAAAGCUAUGCAUUGUAUUUCUUCCUCUACUUUGUGCAUCCCUUGUGGCAAUUUCUCGCGUCGACGAUUACUGGCACCAUUGGCAAGAUGUCUUUGCAGGAGGUUUUCUAGGAUUGGUAGUCAGUUCAUUUUGUUAUCUGCAAUUCUUUCCACCCCCUUAUCAUCUAGACGGUUGGUUGCCCCAUGCAUCCUUGCACACGAUGGCUGAUACUAGAAACGAGGUUCAGCUGCAGUCGACUACGAAUUCUCUUCAGUCAAGGCCAUCGGUGAUUGACACUGUUUAUGUUGCAUCCGAGGGUCAGAAUGGAAUCCACAUGAGAGACACAAGCGCAAUUAUGGACUCAAUGGAAGCCGGUUGGAGGCAUUGAUUUCCAGUACAUCAUCUCCUCUUCACAAACUGAGUUCUUAUCUGCUGUACAUUGCUGUGUAAAAUUUAUUCUUCUUCUUCUUUUUCCCACUUAUGUCUGGUCUGCACUCUGAUACAUCAUAUUUGACAUCAUGUCAUGAUAUACUGCUACUCGUUUUUCUA